This is a messenger RNA of Adineta steineri, 423 nucleotides long. The record is from the annotation of a GenBank genome assembly. NCBI's taxonomy places the organism in Eukaryota, Metazoa, Rotifera, Eurotatoria, Adinetida, Adinetidae.
AUGCCUCAUCACCUUAAUCAUCCAUUCAUGGAUGCAGCAUUAGUUGGUGCUGUUGGUUUAGGUGCUUAUGAAUUAUGGCAUCACCAUCAUUAUGGUACCUGGGGCUUUGGAAAUCCAAAUAAACAUCAAGGAGGUGGUGGUCAAGGCGGAUAUGGUAGCCACGAGUAUGAUUUCUCAUCAAUAACAUUCUUGUUUUCGACGAUUACAUUAAAUAAAUACAUAUACAAUAUGCAUCAUCAUCAUCAUCUUAAUCACCCGUUUAUGGAUGCAGCAUUAGUUGGUGCUGUUGGUUUAGGUGCUUAUGAAUUAUGGCAUCAUCACCAAUAUGGUACUUGGGGCUUCGGAAAUCCAUACAAUCAAGGUGGAGCUGGUGGUCAAUAUGGAUAUGGUGACCCAUAUGGUUAUGGUGGAGGAUAUUAUUAA